Molecule: messenger RNA, 1564 nt
Organism: Triticum urartu
Lineage: Eukaryota; Viridiplantae; Streptophyta; Magnoliopsida; Poales; Poaceae
Product: pectin acetylesterase 3-like
Biological process (GO): cell wall organization
Cellular component (GO): plant-type cell wall
Molecular function (GO): pectin acetylesterase activity
Source: RefSeq, a predicted model, not a curated record
ACAAGGAUAUAUAAAUCUCGAAGCUUCACUUUUUGAAAUUCCGUGCUGGAUGAUUGACUUUCUGGUAGGAGCAUAUAUCUUGAAGCCCCACUCCUCGAAAUUUCGUGCUGGCCAAUUGGCGCAUAUGGAAGGAAAUGAGCCAACUGGGAGAGAGUCGUGACUCGUGAGUAUCCAUAUCUCCAUUGUUGAAGAUGGAGGAGAAGGUCGGGAUGGCCAAGCUUUGGGCGCUUUCCAUUGUCGUUUUGGUCCUCGCGGCGGCGCCGGGCGUACCGGCGGUGCCUAUCACCCUCAUCACAUCCGCCGUCGACAAGGGAGCCGUGUGCAUGGAUGGGACGCCGCCGGCUUACCACAUGGAUCCGGGGUCCGGUGCAGGGAAGAAGAGCUGGAUCGUCAACCUAGAGGGAGGCGGCUGGUGCGAGAACGUGACGGCGUGCAUGUACCGCAAGGGGAGCCGCCUCGGGUCCUCGAAUCUCAUGGAAAGGCAGCUCGAGUUCCGUGGCAUCCUGAGCUCCAACCCCGCCGAGAACCCUGAUUUCUACAGCUGGAACCGGGUGAUGGUCCGCUACUGCGACGGCGCGUCCUUCGCCGGCGAAGGCUACGACGCGGGCUCGAGGGUCUACUUCCGGGGCCAACGCAUAUUUGACGCCGUCAUCCAGCACCUCCUCUCCAUUGGGAUGUCCUCCGCGGAUCAGGUGCUGCUGGCGGGCGGCUCCGCCGGGGGCCUGUCGGCAAUACUGCACUGCGACCAGUUCGGCGCCUUCUUCGCCGGCCGGAGCACCACCGUCAAGUGCCUCGCCGACGCAGGGCUCUUCCUCGACGCCGUCGACGUCGCCGGUGGGCAUACCUUGAGAUCCUACUUCGGAGGCGUCGUGGCCACGCAUGGGGUGGCGCAGACCCUGCCGAGGAGUUGCACCGGUCGUCUCGACGCCACCUCGUGCUUCUUCCCGCAGAACAUAAUCGGCAGCAUAAAAACCCCGACCUUCCUGCUGAAUGCAGCCUACGAUACAUGGCAGAUCCAUGAAAGCCUGGCCCCGGACGUGGCCGACCACGGCGGCGCCUGGCGAGCCUGCAAGUCCAGUCGUUUAGCCUGCAACGCAUCCCAGAUGAAAGUCUUGCAAGCUUUCAGGGAGCAGAUGGUGGGAAUUGUGCAAGGCGCCUUCUCCCGCUCCAAGGGCAAUGGGUUCUUCAUAAACUCGUGCUUCACGCACGGCCAGUCCAAGGUCCCGGCUACUUGGAAUGCAAAUGGCUCUCCUACCAUUCACAAUAAGAGUAUCGCGAAAUCUGUGAGUGACUGGUACUUUGGCCGGGCUGAAGUGAGGGCCAUCGAUUGCCCCUACCCCUGCGACCACACAUGCCACAACGACAUAUGAGAACGGCUGAUUCCAUUACUCUUAGCGUGUCUUGGAGUACUAUUUUGUCGCGUGUACUUUCUCUGUCAACUCGUUACGGAGGAGACAACAGGCAGGUGAACUAAUCACUGUACCAGCAGAUGAGCUCAAGCACAUCCUGCAAAAACUUACUAUCAAGAUUCGCACUAAUUACAUUAUACAAACGAUUCGAAUAA